UCCUCACGUUGAUAAGCUUCUCAGUUGAUGAGCUCUGGGCACUGAGUUUCUCUGUGCUCAGCAGGUCUCAAGGUCCUGGCCUGCAGACUCGAAGACUGAGGGCUGCCAUGGAAGAGAAUGUGUUCAGUGUGCAGCAGAUACAGCCCAACGUCAUCUCGGUGAGGCUGUUCAAGCGCAAGGUUGGGGGUCUCGGCUUCCUUGUGAAGGAACGUGUCAACAAGCCACCUGUCAUCAUCUCAGACCUGAUCCGGGGAGGGGCUGCAGAGCAGAGUGGUCUCAUCCAGGCUGGGGACAUCAUUUUAGCUGUCAAUGGCAGACCCCUGGUGGACAUGAGCUAUGAGACUGCGCUGGAGAUACUGAGAAGCAUUGCCUCUGAGACUUACGUGGUCCUCAUUCUGCGGGGCCCCGAGGGUUUCACCACUCAUCUGGAGACCACUUUUGCUGGUGACGGGACACCAAAAACCAUCCGUGUAACCAGGCCCUUGUGCCCGACUCCGAAGGCAGUCGACUUGUCCAACCCAAGCCUGCAUAGCAAAGAGCAGCCACUGUCAGGAGCUGACCACACCAUGGGCUCCCUGUGGGCUAGAGAGAUCAGGCGGGAAGCAGAGCCGUUAGUCCAUGUUAACGGCAUUGUUACCGACGUGAAAGGGCAGGACACCGGGAAAGGGAAGGGCAGUGCUUGUGGUCACCUUUGCCUCAAUGGUGGUGUGGAAGAUAAUGAACUGCUCAAAGAAAUCGAGCCUGUCUUGGAUCUCCUGAAGAGCAGCAGUAAGGACAGCAAUGGAGAUGCACCCCUCAAAGUAGAGACAAGAGAUAUAGAAGUCCAGGUGGACUGUUUCAGAGAAGGAGAAAACAAGCCCCUGAAGCCCUUACCUGCUCGGAUGGAGAACGACCGCAUGUUUGGUGACUUGUGGGGAAAGAGCAACAUGCCCGUGGUCCUCAACAACCCCUACUCUGAAACAGAGCAGCCACCGCCAUCUGGACGGCAGUCCCCAACUAAGAACACGGUGAAUGGAAGUCCUUCCAAAUGCCCGCGCUUUGUCAAAAUCAAGAACUGGGAGACAGGCUCUGUACUUCAUGAUACCCUGCAUCUCAAGACAGCAAUGGCUACUGCGUGCACCGAGCAGAUCUGCAUGGGCUCAGUAAUGACCCCCAGCCAGCAUGUCCGCAAGUCAGAAGAUAUCAGAACAAAAGAGGAGGUGCUUCUUUUGGCUAAGGACUUCAUUGACCAGUACUACUCCUCCAUAAAGAGGUUCGGCUCCAAGGCCCACAUGGAAAGGCUGGAGGAAGUGACCAAGGAGAUUGAAGCCACAGACACCUAUCAGUUGCGAGACACAGAGCUCAUCUAUGGAGCAAAGCAUGCCUGGAGAAAUGCUGCCCGCUGUGUGGGCAGGAUUCAGUGGUCCAAGCUACAGGUGUUUGAUGCUCGAGACUGCACCACAGCCCAUGGGAUGUUCAAUUAUAUCUGCAACCACAUCAAAUAUGCCACCAACAAAGGGAAUCUCAGAUCUGCUAUCACUAUAUUCCCACAGCGGACAGACAGCAAGCAUGACUUCCGAAUCUGGAACGCCCAGCUCAUCCGCUACGCUGGUUACAAACAGCCCGAUGGGACUAUUCUGGGAGACCCAGCAAAUGCGGAGCUGACGGAGAUCUGCAUUCAGCAAGGGUGGAAGGCACCAUAUGGGCGCUUCGAUAUCCUGCCUCUACUCCUCCAAGCCAAUGGCAAUGAUCCAGAGCUCUUCGAAAUCCCUCCAGAGCUCGUGCUGGAAGUGCCUAUCCGGCAUCCCAAGUUUGAAUGGUUUAAGGACCUGGGCCUGAAGUGGUACGGUUUGCCUGCAGUUUCCAACAUGCUCCUUGAGAUUGGUGGCUUGGAGUUUUCUGCCUGUCCCUUCAGCGGCUGGUACAUGGGCACAGAGAUUGGGGUCCGGGAUUAUUGUGAUAACUCUCGCUACAACAUACUGGAGCAAGUGGCCAAGAAAAUGAAUUUGGAUAUGAGGAAAACCUCCUCACUGUGGAAGGACCAAGCCUUGGUGGAGAUUAACAUUGCUGUCCUGUACAGCUUCCAGAGUGACAAGGUGACCAUUGUGGAUCACCAUUCGGCCACAGAGUCCUUUAUCAAGCACAUGGAGAAUGAGUAUCGAUGCCGUGGAGGCUGUCCUGCUGACUGGGUAUGGAUUGUUCCACCAAUGUCUGGCAGCAUCACCCCUGUUUUCCAUCAGGAGAUGCUCAACUACCGUCUCACACCGUCCUUUGAGUACCAGCCGGACCCUUGGAACACUCACAUCUGGAAAGGGGUCAACGGGACGCCUACCAAGAAGAGGGCCAUUGGCUUUAAGAAGCUAGCAAAAGCUGUGAAGUUCUCAGCCAAAUUGAUGGGGCAGGCCAUGGCCAAGCGAGUCAAAGCAACCAUCCUGUAUGCCACAGAAACAGGGAAGUCCCAGGUCUACGCAAAAACUCUGUGUGAAAUCUUCAAGCAUGCUUUUGAUGCCAAGGUGAUGUCCAUGGAUGAGUACGACAUAGUCCACCUAGAGCAUGAAACCAUGGUCCUGGUAGUCACAAGCACCUUUGGCAAUGGAGACCCACCUGAGAAUGGAGAGAAAUUCGGCUGUGCGCUAAUGGAAAUGAAGAAUCCCAACUCCAACCUGGAGGAGAGGAAGAGCUACAAGGUCCGUUUUAACAGUGUCUCCUCUUACUCGGAUGCACGAAAAUCUUCAAGCGAUGGGCCUGACUCCAGGGACAACUUUGAAAGCACAGGGCCCCUGGCUAAUGUCAGGUUCUCUGUGUUUGGGCUGGGAUCACGUGCUUACCCCCAUUUCUGCGCCUUUGCCCGGGCAGUAGACACCCUCCUGGAGGAGCUGGGUGGAGAGAGGAUCCUCCGCAUGGGAGAAGGGGAUGAGCUCUGUGGCCAGGAGGAGUCCUUCAGAACCUGGGCCAAGAAGGUCUUCAAGGCAGCGUGCGAUGUGUUCUGCGUGGGUGAUGACGUGAACAUCGAAAAGGCCAACAACUCCCUCAUCAGCAAUGACCGGAGCUGGAAGAGGAGCAAGUUUCGCCUGACCUACGUGGCUGAGGCCCCUGAGCUCACACAAGGCCUAUACAGCAUUCACAAAAAACGAGUCUUUGCAGCCCGGCUUAUAGCACGUCAGAAUCUGCAGAGUCCAAAAUCCAGUCGUUCAACGAUUUUCGUGCGACUUCACACCAAUGGACACCAGGAACUGCAGUACCUGCCUGGGGACCACUUAGGUGUGUUUCCAGGGAACCAUGAAGACUUGGUCAAUGCCUUGAUUGACAGACUAGAAGACGCCCCUCCAGCCAACCAGCUGGUGAAGGUGGAGCUCCUGGAGGAGAGGAACACAGCUCUAGGUGUCAUCAGUAACUGGACAGAUGAGAACCGUGUCCCACCAUGCACCAUCUUCCAGGCAUUUAAGUACUAUUUGGACAUCACCACCCCUCCAACCCCACUUCUGCUGCAGCAGUUUGCUUUACUGGCCACCAGUGAGAAGGAGAAGAAACAUCUUCAGGUCCUUAGCAAGGGCUUGCAGGAGUAUGAGGAAUGGAAGUGGUCCAAGAACCCCACUAUUGUGGAGGUGCUGGAGGAGUUCCCCUCUGUGCAGAUGCCCUCCACACUCCUGCUCACGCAACUACCCCUGCUCCAGCCACGCUACUACUCCAUCAGCUCCUCCCCGGAGAUGUACCCAGGCGAGGUCCACCUCACUGUGGCAGUGGUCUCCUACCGCACGAGAGAUGGUGAAGGACCAAUCCACCACGGAGUCUGCUCCUCUUGGCUCAAUCGGAUACAGACUGAUGAAGUAGUGCCCUGUUUUGUAAGAGGAGCACCUGGCUUCCACCUACCCCAGGAUCCCAAGGUCCCCUGCAUCCUGAUCGGCCCUGGCACAGGAAUUGCCCCUUUCCGGAGUUUCUGGCAGCAGCGGCUUUUUGAAAUCCAGCACAAAGGCUUGAAGCCUUGUCCCAUGGUCCUGGUAUUUGGCUGCCGGCAAUCCAGGAUCGACCACAUUUACAAAGAAGAGACGCUUUUUGCCAAAUCCCAAGGUGUCUUCAGAGAGUUGUACACAGCCUACUCCCGGGAACCAGACAAACCAAAGAAAUAUGUGCAGGACGUGUUACAGGAGCAGCUGGCCCAAACCGUGUACAAAGCACUGAAGGAGCAGGGAGGCCACAUCUACGUGUGUGGGGACGUUACUAUGGCUGGGGACGUCCUCAAGACCAUUCAGCGCAUCGUGAGGCAGCAGGGCCAGCUGUCGGUGGAGGAGGCGGGCACUUUCAUUAGCAAGCUGCGGGAUGACAGCCGGUACCACGAGGAUAUUUUUGGAGUCACCCUGCGUACGUAUGAAGUGACUAACCGCCUUAGAUCCGAGUCUAUUGCAUUCAUUGAGGAGAGCAAAAAAGAUACGGAUGAGGUUUUCUGCUCCUAACCGGACCCUUUGCCCCCGAGGGGAUGCCAGACCAGUCCUGCUGCCCCCUCCAGCCGGAGGGCACUGGGUUUUGUAUUUCACGGACACGGUGGCUCCCUUUCCACGGGGAACCGCCUACGGAAAGCGCUCUGUCUCUCGUCCUGUUGUUGUGUCCUGAUGAUGAUGAUGAUUUUUAUUUCUUUUUUUUCCUCUUUCUCUUGCUCUCUCUCUUGUCCUGUGGCAGUUUCUUUUCACCCUUGUUUCCCGUCCCUGAAUUUCCCCACCGAAGUACAAUGGCUUUAUAAUCCACAGUGGCUCUUAAAACAAAUUAACGUGUCUCCUCCUCUGCACAAGGGCAUUUUGCAGCUGCAUGAAACCACCACCCUCGUGAUUAUCCGUGGUUUUGGUGUUUUGGGGGAGAGCAGAGGCACAGGGGCUGGGUGAGGGCAUGCACAGGUUGGCCAGUGCUUGUUGCUUGACCACAACUGGGGUUGCUGCCCUUCUCCCCAGGGCCCCUCUUCCUCCAGCUCUGGACUCGGUUGAAUGUUUGUGUGGUCUUUGCUUUCCUUUGGACUCAUACAGGCCUCGGCGCGUGCCUGAGGCCGGAGGCUGAGGAUGUGCCGUGCUUCUCGUGCCCAUGAACUUUGUCCAUCCCCAGGCAGCCUGGGGGCAGAAGCGCUUGCUUUGAUCCGAAGGCUGGGCCAGCCCUGAUUCACGCGUCGCUGAUUAACGGCUAACGAUUUCACCUAAAUGGGCUCCGUGCUGUGUUUGCUGCCUCUUCUGCUCCCUGUUCCCCAUGAGUCUCUCCAUCUGCCGGCCCCUGCUCAUUUUGCUGUCCCCCUCCCACUAGCAUGAAAGUCCUCCCAUGAGGAGCAAGCCCUGAACGUGCAGGUUGCGGUGCAGGAAGAGACUCGGGGCGUCUGCCUGCACCCCCAGCCACUCAGCCAGGCUGUCCUCCAAAAGGCUUUACAGGAGACGUGCGAUCUGCAGCGCAGAUGGGGAGCAGGUUAGCCGUGAGGCUGGUAGGAGACAUACAGGAAUCGGUUGCAUCCUAGAGCUUUGCACACUGCAAACACGUGAACCCACGUCCAGGAAAGCCUGGAAAGCCCCAAAGCUGAGUGAGGAGCACCUCCUACCUCUUGGUAGUGAAGGCCCUUGGGAAGCAGUGCUGGGCCAGCAUCAGAGCUGCUAAGGCUUGCUGUGUCCUUCAGGCAGUGCCAGAGGCUACUGCAAGCCUGGAGAGCAUCAGCUCCACCUUAGUGCAGUCUUGUGAGCAGUUUUGGGCCAGCAGAUCCCCAGCCCCACGCACAGCUUCGAGAGCAGAAACUGCCUUGCACGAAGUGACCUGCUUGGCAAAAGAAAUAUAUGUGGCCUCUUGGUGGCAAGCCAGUCCCCUGCGUAGGCUCUGUGCCACCUGCGAGCGUCACGAGCUGUCUCUGCCUGGACACCUCGUGUGACAAGGGAGGCAAGAUCGGAUGCAAAGACGCUGUGUGACUCCGGGCUCUGACACACUCGCACCUCAGCCCUGCUGCAAAAAUCUGGGCCCCAAAGCAGUCCCUUAACACGAUCGCAGGGAGGUAGCAGUCCCUUUUGAGAGAAAAGCUGUCAGCAAGGCAAAGCAUGUGUGACCUUGCGUGCCCUUCCUCCGUCCGCUCCCUUCCUCGCCCUGUUGCACCCCAGAAGAAGGUUCUUCCGCCCUCAUUGCCAGGUCGAGGGCGGAGGGUGGCUGCAGCUCCCGCUGGAGGCAGGGUAUGGGGCUGGCAUCUGGAGCUGGUAUGUGCUGUUCCCUUCCUCCCGCUCCUGCCACCACUCCGCUAAACCAUGUGCUGGUGCUUGUAUGGAGCAGGGCACCUGCGCUGGCGCUGGCAGAGGGUUUGUCCAGGAGCUGUAAUGGUGAGUUUUGCUUUCGGAGGCUUAAAAUUAGCUGCCCCAAGCCAAAGUGUGAACAAAAAGAGCUGCAUGGGGCUUGCUGCUCUGCCGGCCUGUGGUGCGACCCACACUGGCUCUGCAGAAUCACAUCCUCAGAUGGGGCCUCCUACCCUUCCCUGCUGCUUGGCUUAGCUGCAUCUUCAAGCCGCUAUAACCACCUUCUGCAGCCUCAACUCCCUGAAUGCUUGAAGCAGCUCUAGCCCGAAAACCCAGGAACAAAAGACCUCCAGACAUGGGGAGAUUUGAGAUCCAGGUCUCAGUUUUGUUGGUCCCAGCAGAGCACUGAGCGUGGAGUGAAACGCGAAUGAAUGCUGCCACGGUGUGGCUGCAGCCGAGCUUGCUGUGCUGGAGGGGAGCCGGAGCAGGGCUUCCAGCCGGCUGCCAGUAAGGCUGGGCUGGUGACACUGCCUGGGAACUUCAUGAUGUGGACAGGAAAAAAAGCCAGCCCCCAGUCUACCUCUGGGGUUGUGCCCUAAUCCCAGAGCAGACAGCGGGAUGGGGUAGCUGGGUCUCUUGGAUAUCAUGACUUGUGAAUUUGGCCAGAGAUCCCACCUGUCAGAGCAAGUCCCUGGCCCUAAACCUGUAUGCAUAGAGCAAGCUUGUCCCUAGCCCCUGCUCAGCCCCAUGGCUGAGUCUGCAGACACAGGGGUAAAGAACAAAUCAAGAUCUCAUCUUGGAAGCUUGAUUCUGGCUCUAGACUCUGUGCUUUUAUCCUCCCUUUACUAGAAGUAUUGAUGCAACCUGCAAAGGAGGUAGUGCCCAAAGAAAUGUCCUUGUCCUCAUCCUCUUUCCAGCUUAUCCUGUGUUGCCAGCAAUUAGUUUUCUUCCUGCUCAACUUCCUGCCCCUCUUGCUACAACAUCCCUCAGCUGGAAGUAGAGUUGCUGCUGCAGGCUGUCUGCCGUGAGAUCGGCUUGCUCUUCCUGCCUCAAAAGUCUGCCAUCUCUCCCCUUCCAUCUGAUAAGCCGGUGCAAAUGCCUGGGAAGCACAGCGGAGAAGGGAAUGCGGUGGUGCAUACAGCCUCCCCUGUUGCCUUCGGUGGGAUUUCCAAAGCAUCUGUGUGGGGCAGGCAGCCAGACCAUCUCAAGUUCAACAGCCAUCAAGUAGAUGAGGCCUUCAGAGCCCUUUGGAAGUGAAAUGCUGUUUUAAGGUCAGUCUGUCUGUCCCAGGAAAAGACAAGCCCUCCUUGCCGUGAAGGUCCAUGAAGCUUAUAUCCCUUCAGGGCUCUGAGCUGCUCUCUGUUCCCUUGGUCUGAGUAGGACGGUUUGCUCCUCACAAGCCACAUGACUGGGAAAUUUGGCUUGUUGGUUUUCGUUGAGUCAGUCCCAGACGUCUCAGCUUUUCCUUCAUCCCUCUUACCUGCAGGGGAUUGGCACUUCCCUCAAGCUUAAUUUUCUCCCUCAGCAAAGGGAGAAAUAAACUUGUGAAUCUGCUUUCUUAUUCCACAAAUGUGGCUCUUUCACCAGUUGUCUAGACUCUGCUCAUCUCAGUGUGACGUGUCUGACACGUGGGUGUAAACACAGUAUCUCCAGCAUGCAGAAACGGCAGAGAGCGUGCUGGGGUCUCCUGCAGACUGGUGUGAUGAGCUGUCUGGAGGUGUCACAUCUGCAGGUGUUGUGCCUCUCAAGCUCUCGGCUCACGAAUCCAUCAUCCCAUGGUACCUCCUGCCCUUCGGGCUGCUGCACACCCAGAGAGGGACCUGAGGGACUCCCAGCCUCAUCAAGCACGCAAUUCCUCUCUCCAUGGAUGUCCACUACCACUGUCCAUUUUGCAGCAGCUCAUCUCCUUUUCAAUUCCUAAGGAUUAAACAUGAGGAAACUCUACUCCAAACACAAGAGUUCAUGUUCAAGAUAUUAUCAAAAGAUUGUAGAAGUUUUUUUUCCAACAUUUUAUUUUGAUAGCUUUUCAAAUGUCCAUAGAAAGCUAUGUGUGAACUGAAACUCAUGGGAAAUGGUUCUGUGUUUUCCCAACACAUGGUGUCCACUAACAGGGAAAAAUAAGUUCAUUCAAUGCAAGGGUAUCAACUGCCUAUGCUGAUGACUUCAAAGGUUUCCUCUCCCCAGAAGGGCUGCCUGAGAGUUUGUUGUUCUUCUUUCUAUUGCUAUUUAUGAGACACCAGCAGACAGUAGGAAAAUAAUGAGACUUCUGUCAUUAAGAAUAGACUUGCAAAGAUGCAAAACCUACACUGUUGUUGCUGGGUAGGCCCAAGCUCAUUGCACUGGUGGAACUGAACCAAUUGCCUCCAUACUAGCUGGAGAAAUUGAGUUUGAGUUCGAGGUGUCUUCCUACCUGUCCCACAUCCUGUGCCUACGUGUCCCCAGUGGCUAGCAGGCCGGCUCAGGCCACGCUCAGAGCAGCACAAGCCAAUGUGUCCAUGCAUGACUCGGAAACCUGCACUUGCAUCUUGAGCUAAUGUGAUUGCAUCUCUGCGGAAGAGGAGAUGGGAAGAAAACAGAGCCGCAUGAACCUCUGUGUCCAGUCUAACUGUGAUUGCUCCAUUUGUUGCUUUAUUGUUGGUAUACGAUGUCUCUCGUCCUCUCCCAGGCUGUAAUCCAGACUCCCUCCAUCACCUCCCUCUGGAGACCCCUCCUUUCUCCUCCUUCACCCUGUCCGCCCAGCCAAAAGGCACAGCAAGCUGCUCAGCAAAGGUGGAUCCUGGGGAUGGCAGUGGACUUACAGUGCCUUGUGCUGGGAAGAGACUACUGCUCUGGAGCUGCUCUCCCAUUCCUGCUGUCUCCAGAAAUGCUCCUGAGGGUUGAGGGGAGCACAUGAUUUAAUUUUACAAGUGAAAUUCUUGGUGGGUAAAUUCCCCUGGAACAACUAAGAGCAAACCUGUAUCCCUGCUCAGCUGCGCUGUGCAAUUAUCUGCCACUGACGGGGCUUUAUGGGGGUGGGAGGAGGAUUUGCAGGGUUCGAGUCUUUUUGGGUGCAAACUGGACACCACUUUCCGUGAGCACCACUGGUCUGUGAAAACCUGCCACAUGCUGGAGGGAUGCGUUUUUACUAAGGUGUUGGGGGGAAGCGCAUGCUUGUGCUGCGGCCUCACGGACUUGCGGCAGGCCAAGCCGAAGCUGCUGCACACCUUAGUACUACCGAAGGCGUCAGAGUCCUCUGAUUUACACCUGCGGAGGAGCUGCAGAGAGUUCCCAGCGGUUUUGGAAGGAGAAUUUUAUGAUCAAAACUAGAUGUUGCUCCUGCUUUCACUGGGCACCAGUUCUUGGAUUCAGAAUUGCUCUGAUAACUUUGCAACCGCUUUGAUAGUUUCAGAGGGAAGCACAGAGCAGAUGGAGAUACACCUUCAGGACCAUUCAACUUUGCUGUAACUCUGUCUUCGUUACGGCCGUUUCCUCUGCUCUAGCAGGAGGAACAAAACGUGGCCAGUGCUGAACACUUCUGAAAACGGUGUUCCCAAACUCAGAUAAAUUUAGUGUAGAGUCCAAGUCCUCCCAAACACGAGAUGCCUUAUGGCCACACCUGCGGGCUUCAGUGGUGCGGGGGAUGUUGAGCAGCUUGCGGGAUCCAGCUUUCACGGCAGCAACAGCAGCAGCAGUUGCACGACAACAGUAUUUUCGCGCGUGUUGAUCAGCCCUUGCGCUUGCCUGCAAUGCAUGACUCUCUAGCAAUCCAUUUGAAAUCCACCCUCAACGGGGAGCUCUGAGCUUUAGCUUCUUCCGUGUGGCCAUAUGUAUUUAACAGGAAUUCAGGGGAGCUGGAGAAAGCUAAUGAGAUUGCUGCUUUAAAGCACUUGGUUCCAGAAUUAAAACAGACCUUACUAGAGAUUGAAAUCUGCUUGAUUUUAGUAUGGGUACAAGGGCAAUUCAUGAAAUAUUUAAACAUCGUAAUGCAGAUAUAUCUUUUUCCGGCUGUGCCAGGAAUAAAGCAGACUAGAAAUUCUUGGCUUCCACCCCUACAGAUGUUGCCAAUGAAGGCUAUGCUGGAAGUUUGAGCCUUUGAAAUCACAGGGGAAAAAAAUAUCCCAGGAUGUGAGUUCAUAGCUGAGCAGCCCUAGCUUGUUUUCCGAUGAGAGCACUUCACUGCAAUGAGCUGACUGCAAAGGCUGCUGGUUUCCUGCCUCCUCGUUCAUGAUAUCUGGGAGGGAGGAAAUGCUUCAAAAGCAAGAAAAUCACACGUGCAAAGCCCUGUCCUGAGAAUCCCUUAUUUAACGGGAGCCUACGGGCCAAGGCUCUGCAGCUGCUCUUCGUUACCCUGGCAAGGAAGCGGGCAAGACGCUUGGGAUUGCUCCUGCAUGCAGUGGCCAAAGCUCGGAGAAGUCGUCGUGGGGCCGCGGCACAGCGCGAGCGCGUCGCUGCCGGGCUGCGGAGCUGCGCUGGGGUAGGCUCCUGCGUGGCCCGAUCGCGGGAUUUGCAUGCGGCUCUUCACAGGGCUGGUUCAGAAACCUCUCUGCGAGCUAAUGGUGCCAGACAAGCAUUUUUAACACUUCAAAAAUUUGAAGACUUUACUGAAAAGGUCAAUCUAAAAGAUCAGCUGAGGCAGGGCAUCUUUUUGCUGCUAUGUUUUCAUGCAUUGGUUGUAAGCGGGGAAAGCAAAAGAAAAGAUUCUGCAAACACUUUGAGGACAAAUUAAAAUUAAUUAAAAAUCACCAUUUCCUUGGGGGUGGGGGGAUUUGACUUGUUUAAAAGAAGAAGAAAAAAACACCAAGCUACCCUAUGUGAAUUGUCCUCAAAAAUGUCCUCAAGCUGCAGAAGUGGGAAAUCUUUUAAAGCCAUGUGGCCCCCAAUUAUUUUUUUAAUUCAAGAGCUUGAGUCUCCAUUCUGAAAUCCCACAUGUGCUUUCAAAUUUAUUAAUUAAAUUCAAAUUCAUACAGGAACCCAGUCAUUUUGUCUCAGAAAGAGCCACAGGUUGACAUAGGCAAAACUAUAUUGCCUAUACUUCAAUAACUGACUUCUCCCUGCUCCAAAAUAAUGGGGAAAUGUAUGAAAAUAUCAAAUGCUUUUGGCUGAAAUUGAAUAUUUUGUCCCCGCAAUAGAAUUUUUUAAAUGUUGCAAGUGCAAUAAAACUGCCUUCACGUGUAUACAACUCCAACAACAAGCAUUAGAGCUACUUGCAUCCAAACCUGCUUUUUUUUAAAAAAAAAAAAAAUCUCUCUGUGUGGCUGUGCUAUGGAAUCACAUCUUAACGAACUGUGCUUUACAGUACUCAGCAGGCAGCCUGGAAACAGAAAGCGAUGUUGGAGUCUCCCGGCGCCCAGCGUUGAAGCGACGGCUUUGCAGCCAAUGAAAUUCAAUGCAAAAUUCCGCUUUGCUGGGAAUCCAUCCACAAAAUAGCCAAAUGUGCAGAAUUCCCAAGGCACAACGUGCUCUGCCGCUCUGAGAUGCCCUCAGAAGCCUUGGGCUCUGUAUGCCCAACGGAGCUUGAGAGCAGUGACGGUUAGGUUGCCGGAGUCCUUCUGGAUUUUACACGAUUCCCCAGGCAGCAGAGGAGCGGAGUGAUGACUUUCAGCCAGGACUCAUUGCUUUUUAGAUUGCAUGUAGUUAGACACAGUAGUAAUUCGGCCAGCUGCCCAGGGAAUUUGAUGUUCAGUGCCAAUUAAUUUUUGUAAUAGGAACAGGGAUUUCUUCCUGUAGGAACCUUUGAAAUGUCUGAGCCUCAAAGGCUGGUUGGUUGGUUGGUUGGUUGGUUUUCUGGGGGCCUUUUUCCAGAAGAGCAGUGGUGCCGAGGUGAGAACGGGGACCACUCCGUGACGGGUGGCAGCUUUGGGGCUGGCAACUCCCAAACUCUCCACUGUAGAGGUUUUCUGAAAGCUCAGAUGGGGGUAAAUUCUGCUCUGCUUGGUGGGACCCCGGCGUCUCUCUGCUUUCUGGUUCUCCUGCUCCUUCCUCCCUCCUCUCAGCACCUCCUCGUGUCCCUGUGCCUUCAUUUGGUUUGUAAAAUGAUGCCGUGAUUCAAGACUGGCACACUGACUUCGCUCCCACUUUGCAGGCGGGUUUACUGGAGGGCAGCAGUUUAUUUUGUAACUUUUAUUGUGAUUCGAAGGUGGGUUUCUUCCGGGGAGUGAAGGGGUGGGGACAGAGGGAGCAGGGAUGAGCAGGAGUUGUAUUGGAUCAUACCAGUGCUUUAAGUGGUCAGAAACGUGGUUUUCCCCUACCUCUGAGCUCUCAAUGCUGCUAAAAUCUCUGCCAUCCGUCCAAUGUACUCCAGCCCCUCUCUCGGACUGGCUCUGGCUCUGUUUGCAAGGUAUCCACAUCGUUCUCAAGCAUGCACUUCUUUCUGUAUAGCUCCAAUCUUCUGAUUUUAUGGAAUACAAUACUUAUGCCUGUUUGCAUUACAGUCAAAAUAAAUUAAAAAAAAAAAAG
Rhea pennata is the source of this 12650-nucleotide messenger RNA. It is a transcript of the gene NOS1, whose product is annotated as nitric oxide synthase 1. Gene Ontology annotation, biological process: nitric oxide biosynthetic process. Bases 108 to 4430 code for a protein of 1440 amino acids. The record is from RefSeq and is a predicted model, not a curated record. Gene Ontology annotation, molecular function: flavin adenine dinucleotide binding; FMN binding; calmodulin binding. NCBI's taxonomy places the organism in Eukaryota, Metazoa, Chordata, Aves, Rheiformes, Rheidae. The transcript has 28 exons.